GGCUGUUCCGGAGGGAGGGGGGGGGGGUUCUCGAAUGUCUCUCUGGCAGACCAUGACAAUUAUCCACGUCUCCGCCAUGAUUACUACCACGUCAACGUUUCCGCACGUCGCGUCGCCGUUACCGGGCUGUUGUCCCAAUUGCUCAUCUACCGCCAUCGCACCAGUAAGUGCGCAGUCGUCGACCGUCCAUGAUGUCUGUCGGACAAGAGCAAGUCUCGGCGAGUCAAGCCCCCUCGCCGCAAUUGAAGAAAAACUCCCUUUGAGUUUGAAGAGUGGGCUUUGAUAUGAACGACCCGAUGAGAAGAACCCUGACGUUGUUUUUUGGCUGGUUUCUUUCUUUUCCUUGCGAUGCGGUGCCAAAUCAGUCAUCAUUAGUGCCGCGUCCACUGGGCAUCC
Molecule: messenger RNA, 396 nt
Organism: Pseudovirgaria hyperparasitica
Lineage: Eukaryota; Fungi; Ascomycota; Dothideomycetes; Acrospermales; Acrospermaceae
Exons: 1
Coding region: 35-283 (82 amino acids)
Source: RefSeq, a predicted model, not a curated record